UCUACACACUCUGUUAGCUUGCAGUCACUACUGAGUCCUCUCACUUCUCAAAACCUCACAAAGCCUCAAAACAAUGCCAUCAUCAUCAUCCAUGGAGUCACUGAUCCUCCAACUCCACGAGAUCGGCGCCGUGAAGUUCGGAAACUUCAAACUCAAAUCGGGAAUCAUCUCCCCGGUCUACAUCGACCUCCGCCUCAUCGUCUCCUACCCUUCCCUCCUAACCCUAAUCUCCCAAACCCUAAUCACCUCCCUCCCACCCUCCACCCACUACGACGUCGUCUGCGGCGUCCCUUACACCGCCCUCCCGAUCGCCACCGUCGUCUCCGUCACCAACUCCAUCCCCAUGCUCAUGCGCCGCAAGGAGAUCAAGGACUACGGCACCUCCAAAGCCAUCGAGGGAGUCUUCGAAAAGGACCAGACUUGCCUCAUAAUCGAGGAUCUCGUGACCAGCGGGGGCUCGGUUCUGGAGACGGCGGCGCCUCUCCGUGGGGUCGGGCUCAGGGUCAGCGACGCGGUGGUGUUGAUUGAUAGGGAGCAGGGUGGGAGGGAGAAUCUGGAGGAGAAUGGGAUUAGGUUGCAUUCGAUGAUUAGGUUGACGGAUAUGGUUAGGGUUUUGAAGGAGAAGGGGAAGAUUGAGGAGGAGGCGGAAGUGAACUUGCUUAGGUUUUUGGAGGAGAAUCGUAGGGUUAGUGUUCCGUCUGUGGAGAAGGUUAAGACUAAGGCUUUGGGGUUUAAGGAGAGGUCUGAGAUGUGUAAGAAUCUGAUGGGGAAGAAGCUGUUUGAGGUUAUGAUGGAGAAAAAAACUAAUCUUUGCUUAGCUGCUGAUGUUGGUACUGCUGCUGAGUUGCUUGACAUUGCUGACAAGGUGGGACCAGAGAUAUGUAUGUUGAAGACACAUGUUGAUAUCCUUCCUGAUUUCACCUCUGAUUUUGGCUCUAAACUCCGUUCGAUUGCAGACAAGCACAACUUUGUCAUAUUUGAGGAUCGCAAGUUUGCAGACAUUGGCAACACUGUCACAAUGCAGUAUGAAGGAGGCGUGUUUAAGAUAUUAGAAUGGGCUGAUAUCAUAAACGCUCACAUCAUAUCAGGGCCAGGAAUCGUGGACGGUCUCAAGUUGAAGGGUUUGCCACGUGGUAAGGGUCUGCUUUUGUUAGCUGAGAUGAGCUCUGCUGGUAACCUAGCCACAGGAGACUACACUGCAGCAGCGGUGAAAAUCGCAGAGGCUCAUUCAGAUUUCGUGAUGGGGUUCAUCUCGGUUAAUCCAGCGUCUUGGAAAUGCGGAAAUGUGAAUCCGUCUAUGAUCCAUGCAACCCCUGGUGUUCAGAUGGUGAAAGGUGGUGAUGCACUUGGUCAACAGUACAACACUCCACACUCCGUGAUUACUGAGAGGGGAAGUGACAUUAUAAUCGUGGGAAGGGGGAUCAUAAAGGCGGAGAACCCUGCAGUGACGGCUCGUGAGUAUCGAGAUGAAGGCUGGAAAGCUUACGUGGAGAAAUGCUCUCAGUAGUUUCGAUUCUGUGAGGUGGUUGAGUUUGUGUUCUGAUGCUAUUUUGUGUGAGUUCUGUGAUUCAUGUGAGUUUUAAAACUCAUGUCUCGUUGAUUUGUAAUUUGAUCUCAAAUCUCAAAUAAGUGUGAGCGUGGAGAGCUAUUAUCAUAUGGUUAUGUAUUUGCUUUGAGAAUCUCUCUUUAAUAAAAUAAAACGUUACCGGUUUAACAACAAAAA
This is a messenger RNA of Raphanus sativus (radish), 1723 nucleotides long. Its product is annotated as uridine 5'-monophosphate synthase-like. Bases 74 to 1507 code for a protein of 477 amino acids. Lineage: Eukaryota; Viridiplantae; Streptophyta; Magnoliopsida; Brassicales; Brassicaceae. The transcript is spliced from 6 exons. The record is from RefSeq and is a predicted model, not a curated record. Gene Ontology annotation, molecular function: orotidine-5'-phosphate decarboxylase activity; orotate phosphoribosyltransferase activity. Gene Ontology annotation, biological process: 'de novo' UMP biosynthetic process; 'de novo' pyrimidine nucleobase biosynthetic process.